Penicillium angulare is the source of this 1302-nucleotide messenger RNA. RefSeq lists its product as uncharacterized. The record is from RefSeq and is a predicted model, not a curated record. The coding region runs from base 1 to 1302 and encodes 433 amino acids. Lineage: Eukaryota; Fungi; Ascomycota; Eurotiomycetes; Eurotiales; Aspergillaceae. The transcript has 2 exons.
AUGGACUCUUCUCUUACUACUACCAACUACUACACCGCAUUGGAAAGUUCUCACGAUGCAACGCAGCAGCAAAUCAGCGCAGCCUAUAAGAGGCUGGCUUUGAUUCAUCACCCUGACAAGACAAGCGGCGAUCAAGCUUCUGCGGAUAAAUUCCGCCUGAUCCAGCAAGCAAUAGAGGUCCUCCGAGAGCCUGCUCUACGGCGUCUCCAUGACGAAAAGCUACAAUUGCCGUCCACGCCUUCUUCCAACAAACGCGGUAGGCGUUACCAUAACUCAGAUGACCGGCGUAAUUGGUACAAGGAGGUCCCAUUCUGGUCAACAGGCCCUGAAAAGUGGAACUUCGAUGAUCCUGCAGAUCGCUAUCGCUUCACAUACGGUACCUGCGUACACAUGGAUCCUGACUCAGAAGCAUCCCGACAAGAGAUGGCACGUCAUGAGCAUGACCAAGAAGAGUGGGCAGAUAGAUGGGCCAGAAUUGAUCCAGAGGUGGAGAAGGCGAAGGAAAAAUACCAAAGGGAGCUCAUGGAGGCUGGGAUAGCACGAGAGAAGGAGGAAGCAGAGAAUAAGAUGCAUAACGACGAGGGUGGACCAACUGAAGAGGAGAAGCGAGCUGAUGAGUACAUGGAAAGUACAGAGGAGAGCAUCGUGAGCGAGGAGGAUUGGCAUUAUUAUGGGCUUGAAAAGGAAGAAAGUGAUAGUCACCGAAAUGUCGUUGAGGUUGGGCUGAACGUGCAGGUUGAUUCAAAUACUGAUAGCACUACCAUGCUAGCCCAACCUGACAAUGUGGCUAAUGGCGGCUGUCUCAUUGACCUGAGCGACCCUGAGCCACCUACACCUAAACCAAAUACUCCUGUUACCCCCAAAGCAAACGAACGCUAUGGACCCAUUGAACCCGCUGAGCCUAUCAAAUCUACCCCUUCCACUCCUCACAACGAGCCUAAAUCUCCUACCAAAGAUAGAGUCACAGAACUCCUGCAACCAUUCAUACCAUUUUUCAAGAUGAAGCUAAGUAGCCCCCGUACUCGAUACUCAGAAGAUGAUAUGUAUGCUGAAAUACAGGGCCUUGUGCUCGAGAUCUACGGCUCCUGGCUUGGGGGCGUUCGGGAUUCUUUGAACGAUAGCAAAUCGUUGCAACAAACAAAGAACGAGAAACAACCGUGCUCGCAUUUGGGUGUCUGGUAUCAGCUUUCUGGGAUACCUGUCUGCCCCAAGUGCCACUUAUGGAUGCCCGUUUUUGUCUUGACUUGCUCAGGUUGUGGUAUCAAGGCGUGCGUUCGGUGCAAGUUUUCUCGCGAUGACUGA